This is a messenger RNA of Prorocentrum cordatum, 389 nucleotides long. The record is from the annotation of a GenBank genome assembly. Lineage: Eukaryota; Dinophyceae; Prorocentrales; Prorocentraceae.
AUGGAGGCGGAGGCGGAGGAGGACCACCAGCCCGGCUCUCCCCGCGACGACGAGGGCGAUGCGGGCACCGGGCUCCUCGCGCGCCUCCCGGAGUGCCUGCAGGACCGGGCCGACGCGCUGCAGACGGGCUUGUACGCCGCGUGCGUGGUGGCCUUCGCGUGGGUGCUGGAGUCGAGGCGGUGCCGCGUCGCGGCCAUGCUGGCCGCGCUGGCCGUCCUGCUGCUGAUGCAGCACAGCAACGUGUGGCCGCUCUCCUCCUGGCACGGACCGAGACAACGACGAGGAUCUCUCCGGCGAGGCCCAGGAGGGGGAGGACGGCCACGGCGCGCCCCCGGAGGAGGGGGAGGCCGAGCAGGCCGAGGACCGCUCCGUGGCAUGCGCCGGCGGGG